Messenger RNA from Dunckerocampus dactyliophorus (ringed pipefish), 2856 nucleotides. Its product is annotated as vomeronasal type-2 receptor 1. NCBI's taxonomy places the organism in Eukaryota, Metazoa, Chordata, Actinopteri, Syngnathiformes, Syngnathidae. Bases 1 to 2841 code for a protein of 946 amino acids. Gene Ontology annotation, molecular function: G protein-coupled receptor activity; olfactory receptor activity. The transcript is spliced from 14 exons. The record is from RefSeq and is a predicted model, not a curated record. Gene Ontology annotation, biological process: G protein-coupled receptor signaling pathway. Gene Ontology annotation, cellular component: membrane.
AUGGAAAUUGAUGGCUUUUUGCUGGGAUUAAGCGUCUUUCUCCACUUUCACGUCUCUGUCUCCUCAGAAGCCACUUGCAAGCUGAAGGCAAAGUUCAACCUGAGCGGCUACAAAGAUGUGGAGAAAAAGAAGGUGAUCAUCGGGGGAAUGUUUCCUGUCCACAAGACCAUUGCUUCCAGUGAUGCUAACACUUCAGGGUUGCCUGUGUCCUUAGGAUGUGAGGGAUUCAACUACCGCACCUUCCGCUGGACCCAGACCAUGGUGUUUGCCAUCAAUGAAAUAAACAACAUGGAUGACCUGCUGCCCAACACCGACCUGGGCUACGUCAUCUACGACUCCUGCUUCACCAUCUCCAAAGCUGUGGAAGGCACCCUCACAUACCUUACAGGCCAAGACGAGGCUGUACCAAACUACCGCUGUGGCACUGGGGCACCCCUGGCUGCUCUCGUGGGAGCGGGGGGUUCUGACCUGUCCAUUGCCACUGCCAGAAUCCUUGGGCUUUACCAUUUUCCACAGGUAGGCUACUGUUCAUCAUGCUCAGCCCUGGAGAGCAAGUUCCAGUUCCCAACUUUUCUUAGGACCAUUCCCAAUGACAAACACCAGUCGACAGCUAUGGCCCAGCUGGUUCUGCACUUCGGCUGGACUUGGGUGGGCACCAUUGCCGCUGAUGAUGACUAUGGCAAGUAUGGCAUCAAAGACUUCAAGGAGCAGGUAGAAGAGGCUGGGGUUUGUAUCUCCUUCUCUGAAACCCUACCUAAGGUGAGUUCCCCCGAAGACAUCCACCGAAUUGUCCAAACCGUAGUUGAGUCCACAGCCAAGAUCAUUGUAGUCUACUCAUCAGACGUUGACCUCAGUCCUCUGGUUCUUGAACUGCUACGUCAAAAUGUGACCAAUCGCACUUGGAUUGCCAGUGAGGCCUGGGUAACCUCAGCUCUCAUUAACCAGCCUGGGGUAAGCUCAGUACUGGGUGGCACCAUUGGCUUUGCGGUGAAGAGGGCCAACAUUCCUGGUCUUCAGCAACAUCUUUUGGACCUGGACCCUUAUGCAGACCCUCUCACUGAGGAAUUCUGGGAGACCCUGUUUAACUGCACACUAGACUAUGGCACAGCCCUAAGGAAGUCCAACGAGAGGGCCAGUGUGUUCGAUGGGACAGCACCCAAGGCAAUCAGGGUUGGUCCUGAUGGUUUGUGUACUGGCAGUGAGUCCCUUGCACAGCUCAACAACACCUACUCUGACAUCUCCCAGCUACGAAUCACCUACAGUGUGUACAAAGCGGUGUACGCUGUUGCCCAUGCCUUGCACAACCUGGAGCAUUGCAAGGAGGGACAGGGGCCAUUCAUUGGGAUCGGCUGUGCUGACAUCACCAAGUUUGAGCCAUGGCAGCUGAUGUACUACCUGAAGAAUGUCCGCUUCAAAGUGCCGCACACAGACGAAGAGGUGUACUUUACGGAUGGAGAUGUAGAGGGCUUUUAUGACAUCAUUAACUGGGGCGUUGAAGGUAAUGGGGAAAUAUCGUACGUCACUGUGGGACACUACAACGGUACCGCAACUUUGGGUGAGAGGAUGGCCAUCAUCGAUGAUUCUAUUGUGUGGAACACUGAAGCUCUAGAGCCUCCUCGCUCAGUGUGCAGCGAGAACUGCAAGCCUGGCACCAGAAAAGGGAUCCGACAGGGAGAGCCGGUGUGCUGCUUUGACUGCAUCCCGUGUGCCGAUGGCGAGAUUAGCAACAUGACUAAUGCUCGCGAGUGUGUCUUGUGCAGCGGGGAUCACUGGUCCAAUGAAGCUCAUGAUGCUUGCGUGGCAAAGAUCAUUGAGUUCCUGGCAUUUGGAGAGCCACUGGGCAUCACUCUUAUCGUCAUCUCCACCUUUGGAGCUCUCGUCACCAUUGCUGUUGGGGUGGUGUUAUUCAUGCACGUGGGCAGUCCUCUGGUGAAAGCCAAUGAUGCUCUAUUAAGCUUCUUACUGCUCUUCUCACUGGUGGUGACCUUCCUCUGCUCCAUUGUCUUCCUCGGAGAGCCUCAGCACUGGAGCUGCAUGACCAGCCAAGUAGCCCUGGCUUUGGGCUUUGCUCUAUGUCUUUCCUCCCUCAUGGGCAAGGCAGCAGUGCUGAUGCUGAGAGCUCAGGCUCUAAAAGCGGCCCGUGCCAGAUCCAAAGCAGCUGCCAAAGCCGCAAAAGAAGCAGCAGCCAACAGUGGCAGCCCUGACGUCAUCGUAACCAACACCACCAACCUCAGUGAUGCUCUGGCUGCUGCUCCUCAGCCUGACGUUCUCACUUCUGCCCACCAGAGGGCAAUAGCUGUUAUGGCAACAUUGAUUCAGGCUUUAGCUUGUACCGUGUGGCUCAUUAUCUUGCCCCCCUAUCCGAUGAAGAACACCUCAGCUCAGAAUAUAAAAAUCAUUUUGGAGUGCAGUGAGGGCUCUGUGGUCUUCAUCUCUUGUAUCUUUGCCUAUGACAUCCUGCUGGCUCUGCUGGCAUUCAUCUUCGCCUUCUUGGCUCGAAAACUAGAAGACCACUUCAGUGAGGCCAAGUGUAUCACCUUUGGCAUGCUGGUCUUCUUCAUUGUCUGGAUCUCCUUUGUCCCGGCGUACCUCAGCACGCGAGGAAAGUUUAUGGUGGCCGUGCAGAUUUUUGCAAUUUUGGCCUCUAGUUUUGGCAUCCUUGCCUGCAUCUUCCUGCCAAAGUGUUACAUUCUCCUGAUUAAACCUGAACGCAACACAGAGGAGAUGAUGAGACCACACGCCAGACCACGUGACGGGACCUCGACUGGGACCUCAGCAUCGCUUGCCACCGGCGCUACUGAUGUCAAUGCUACGACUGCAUCCACUGCUAUUGAUGAUUAAGUGACAGGUGAUAGA